Molecule: messenger RNA, 2099 nt
Organism: Leptopilina boulardi
Lineage: Eukaryota; Metazoa; Arthropoda; Insecta; Hymenoptera; Figitidae
Gene: eIF2D
Product: eukaryotic translation initiation factor 2D
Exons: 9
Coding region: 114-1880 (588 amino acids)
Biological process (GO): formation of translation preinitiation complex; translational initiation
Molecular function (GO): RNA binding; translation initiation factor activity
Source: RefSeq, a predicted model, not a curated record
CUUGUUUGACAUAUGUAUAUAUACAGCAGAAUGUUUAGAAUGUUAUUUUAAAGUUAUUUUAAUAUAAAUUAAAAUAAAUUCUAACAGUGAGUGAAAUAAAAAUUUAUUAAACAAUGUUUAUAAAACCGUUUAAAGUUAAAUCGAAUAAUCAGUUGAAAGGUACUGAAAGAAAAAAAUUAUGCGAAGAAAUAUUGCAAGCAUUUCCAAAAUUAAAGGAUGAUGAGGUACAGAAUUUAUUAAAAAAGAAGGAUUCAAUUAGUGUUAUGAAAGUUGUCGCUCAUAAUGGUAAUGUUGUCAAAAUUUAUUGCACUGCCAAAAUACCAAUGUUUUUACAUUUUGACAUGCCAAAUUUACAAGGAUAUUUUCCCACUAUUUACACAUUAUGGCAAUAUCCAGAUUUAAUGUACAAUUUUACAACACGAUCUGUUGUUAUUUCAAAAUUAUCAAGCGGCGCUGAUUUAAUGAUUCCUGGUCUUGUUUUGGAUGGACCAGCAACUCCUUAUUCCUUUGGAAAAAUGGAAAAAAGAACGCCAGUUUCAAUAAACACCGACGACAAUAAGGCACCUUUUGCAGUUGGAAUCAGUGCAUUGUCUAGUGAAGACAUGUAUAUGUCAGGUGGUCGUGGAAAAUGUGUAGAAAUUAUCCAUGUGAUUGGAGACACUCUUUGUCAAUUAUUGGAUAAACCUUUAAUUAGGCCAGAAUUGGGAAAAUCAAUUAAAACUUUAAAUACUUCAGUUGAUUCAAUAACGGAUGAAUUGAAAAAAGAAUCGAAUUUAGAAAAAGAAGAAAAUUUAAAUAAAAACACUGAUGAUAAUAAUUUAGAAAUGAGAUUAUCAUCAAAUGUUGAUAAUUUGCAAAUAAAGGACGACGAAAAGAGUCCUGUAGAGGAAAAUUCAAAUGAAAUAUUAGAUGAUGAUAAUGAAAUAAUAGAAAUUGAAAAGCAACAGGAACCAUUGGAUCCAAUACAGGAAAUGGAUAAAUUAUUAGAAUAUUGUUUCUUAAAGGCAUGUAAAAUGACAAUUAAAAAAGGUGAUUUACCAAUGCUUACAUCGAAUUUCUUUAAAAAUCACGUAAUGGCUGUUUGUCCAUCGGAUCAAAGUUUAGAUAUUAAAAAGUCGAGUCAUAAAAAAUUGUCUGUCUUUUUAUUGAGAAUGAAAGAAAAAGGACUGGUGGAUACAUCUAUUUUAAAAGGAGUCGAGUCACUUCUUUCAAUUAAGACUAAUCAUCCUCUAUUUCAAAAUCUCGUGAUAAAUGAAGAAGUACCGAUUAAACAACCGGAAACUUCAAAUGCUCCUGUUAUCGCCGAAUGUUAUAAAGUCACUGCCAAUGUUGUGCCAUUACUUUCACAGUUUGGAUUCGAAAAGGGGGACAUAAUGAAAAGAGCAGAUAUUAGAAAAUGUUUCACAGAAUAUGUUAAGAAAGAAAAUCUUCAAAAUGGAAAAAUAUUAAAAAUAAAUCCUCAAUUAGCGGGGAUUUUGAAAACUAAGGAGAAUCAAGAAACAUUAACAAUGGAAGAUGGUAUUAAUAAAUUUAUUGGAAAAAUGACUCACACACAUGGAGUCACUGUCGGUGGUACAACUUCGUUUUUUACUGGAAAAUUGGAACCAAUUGAAAUUACAGUUACUACACGAACUAAUAAUAAAAAGGUAACAUUGGUAAAUAAUUUAGAAAUAUUUGGUAUAAAAAUGGAAGAGUUUAGUAAAGAAUGUCAAGGAAUUGGAGCAAGUGCUACAAUAACAGAUGUCCCGGGUAAAAAAACACCAAGCGUUCUAGUUCAAGGCAAUCAAGUUUUAUAUGUUUACAAACUACUCACUGAGAAAUAUCAAAUUAACAAAAACUACAUUAAAGGAAUAGAAUUCGCGCCAAAGAAAAAGAAAUAAAAUUAUUGAUGAUGAAGAUUAUAUUUAACUGACGAAAUCAUUAGGAAUUUCAUUCGGGAAUAAAAAAGGAAAAGAAACUGACAACUAUUGACCAGUGGAAAAUGUGUAACGUAUAACGUGACAAGUGUUGAUAAACUUUUAAUCCUAUGAAAGUUACUUGUGAAUAUUUUUUCUCGAGCUUAUAAAUUACAGAAAUUACAGAAUAAUUUACUAUCUUUA